AUGCCGUCAAUCAUCCGGCAAACGGACGGAGCAGAUUGCAGCAUCCCGCUCUUUCUGCGCGAGCUGGACCCCUCGAGCAGUAUCAGAGCCCAAAGCCUCAAGACUUGCCCGACAGCCUCGUCCACGGUCUCGGGGCAGUUUUGCAACGAGGGAGACGGGACAACCCUGCACUCAUCCCUUCGUCCCUCCAUCAGUUUUACAGACACGGUGAAGAGGAAGCUGAACUUGGAGACAGAUCACCAGUACAUAGCAGAGAGCCUGCCGGUGGGCCGGGGCAAGGCCAGGAACCCCGCUAAAGGAGCAAAGUCUCCCGGGGAGAAGUCUCGUUAUGAAACCUCGCUGAACCUCACCACCAAGCGCUUCCUGGAGCUGCUGAGCCAGUCGCCCGAUGGCGUGGUGGACCUCAACUGGGCGGCUGAGGUGCUGAAGGUGCAGAAGAGGCGUAUCUAUGACAUCACCAAUGUCCUGGAGGGCAUCCAGCUCAUCACCAAGAAGUCCAAGAACAACAUCCAGUGGCUGGGCAGCCAGGCUACCGUGGGGGCCCCCGGCCCCCGGCUGCUGGCGAAGGAGCUGCGGGAGCUGCAGGCAGCUGAGCGGCAGCUGGACGACCUCAUCCAGACGUGCACAGUGCAGCUGCGCCUGCUCACCGAGGACCCCGCCAACCAGCACGCAGCCUACGUGACCUGCCAGGAUCUCCGCAGCAUUGUGGACCCCUCGGAGCAAAUGGUGAUGGUUAUCAAAGCCCCCCCAGAACCGCACCGCAGCCUACAGACCCAGUUGCAGGUCUCUUACCCAGCGGAGGCUUUCCAGGUCUCUGUGCGAAGCACUCAGGGCCCCAUCGAUGUCUUCCUCUGCCCCGAGGACAGCUCGGGGGUCUGUAGCCCUGUCAAGAGCCCCUUCAAAGCCCCCGCAGAGGAAUCGUCCCCUGGCCAUUCGCAGCCCAGAGCCUCCCCGCUCCUGCAUCCCACCCAGGAUGUGAACAUGCCGCUGCUGCCUGGAGAGCAAGAGACACUGCUGCCGGAGACGAGUGCGCUGCCCAGCAAGUGCCCGGCAGAGGAGGUGAGCCUCUCGCCGCUGGCCUCCAUGGACGCGCUCCUGGAGCAGAGCAGGGAGGAUUUUUCGGGUUUCUUGGCGGACGAGUUCAUCAACCUGUCGCCACCGCAGGCGCAGGACUACCACUUUGGCCUGGAGGAGGGUGAGGGCAUCAGCGAGCUCUUUGACUGUGACUUUGGGGACUUCACACCCUUGGACUUCUGA
Aptenodytes forsteri (emperor penguin) is the source of this 1257-nucleotide messenger RNA. RefSeq names its product E2F transcription factor 1 (gene E2F1). The record is from RefSeq and is a predicted model, not a curated record. Gene Ontology annotation, molecular function: DNA-binding transcription factor activity, RNA polymerase II-specific; protein dimerization activity; RNA polymerase II cis-regulatory region sequence-specific DNA binding. NCBI's taxonomy places the organism in Eukaryota, Metazoa, Chordata, Aves, Sphenisciformes, Spheniscidae. Gene Ontology annotation, cellular component: Rb-E2F complex. Gene Ontology annotation, biological process: G1/S transition of mitotic cell cycle; regulation of transcription by RNA polymerase II.